UUGUUCAUCCCUUGACAAUGACUGGGACCGCUGGCCCCAGCCCGUAACCGGGUCCCGUCCGUCCCUGCAGCCGGCCCAGGCCGUCGGUGUGACCCCCAUUGGGACAACUCCACCGCCCAUGCCGACACUCGCCAAAAACGAUCUUCGUACGGAUACACUGCGGAUACACAGUAUCUACACUAGUUUUUCUCCCUCGAUAGCACACCCGAGAUGCUGUGCAGCAACAACUUGGUCAACGUCCUCAAUGACUGGCAAUUCGUCCCUCGGCACGCCAAUGAGGCGCUGGGCUGCGCCUAAGCCCCUGCCGUCCCCGCCGAUUCGGGGCUAUCCCUGUCCACCGCCCUACCUACCUCUCCCAUGUUUCUCAGCGGGCCGGCUGCUGCAUGGCGUUCUCUUGGUAUCCGCGUCGAAGAUUGACAGCAGCCAACUGCUCGGUCGCUCGCCGCCCUCACCUUGGGCGACCGAUGCUGUUAUUCAUUACCCCAUGACCAUCGGCGAACCUUCCGAUUAUUGCUUCAAUAUGAUCGGCCUUUUCCUCCGUACCCGCAACCCGGAGUCUUUGACGAUUCAGCAAGGAAGCGGAAAAUUUUCAACCUCGGGAGCCCUUGAAUCAUGGCACAACGCUGCUCAACUCCUUCAAUCUACUUUACUUGGGGUCCUCGGUCCUCGGCCAGACUGGAACCAUACUGUACAGUUUCCUUUACGCCAGAGUCGGUUGCGAAGAUGGCUUGUCAAAUGGUUCCCUAGGUCUAUCUGCAUGAGCUAUGCGCCAGAGUUCGAAAUAGACUGCAAGCACUCGGUCACAAGUACAGUACCUGUCUGUGCAGGAUCUGCUUAUAGCCAUUCUGCGGAUAGAGUCGACGGGCCACAAGACUUGUGUGUAUUCUCUGCCGUCACGGUGAGCAAAAGCGACCUUGACACGCAGUCAGACGCGAGACACACAGCCAGUCAGAGGGUUCACGGGCUCCAUCUCUCCCACACGGAUUGUAUAACUCGCACGCCAGUUGGCUGCUGCCUUCGCUGCCCUCCGUUACAUCUCCCGCUGUUUGCUGGACUGGAUCUUGGGAUGGAUGCCCUGCAAAGUCAAAAUCCAAAAAGGGCAAGCCAGCCUAGCAGGGGUUGUUGACAGGGCAGCCGACUCAUGCAAGUACAGCAAUGACAACGGUUUACUUUACGGUCGGGAGACUGCGCCUCAUUUCGUCUGACAAUUUUUUUUUUCUCGCAGAAUUCUCACUGUCUGUACAGCAUUUCCCCCAGAAAACACGCACUCACAGCCACUACUUUUCCACCACGGACGCUAGCGGCCGCUACUGUGGGAAACGGAAUGACCG
Colletotrichum godetiae is the source of this 1331-nucleotide messenger RNA. RefSeq lists its product as uncharacterized. Lineage: Eukaryota; Fungi; Ascomycota; Sordariomycetes; Glomerellales; Glomerellaceae. The record is from RefSeq and is a predicted model, not a curated record. Bases 119 to 1126 code for a protein of 335 amino acids. The transcript is spliced from 2 exons.